Molecule: messenger RNA, 4491 nt
Organism: Dichotomopilus funicola
Lineage: Eukaryota; Fungi; Ascomycota; Sordariomycetes; Sordariales; Chaetomiaceae
Exons: 8
Coding region: 1-4491 (1496 amino acids)
Biological process (GO): siRNA processing
Cellular component (GO): nucleus; RISC complex; cytoplasm
Molecular function (GO): ribonuclease III activity; ATP binding; RNA binding
Source: RefSeq, a predicted model, not a curated record
AUGCCCGGUAACGGUGCGGGGGGGCUGCCGGCGGGGCGCCAUAGACGGGGGAUUAUUAUUGAAGAAGAGUCGGAUGCGCCUUCUGAGAGCGAGGAUGGGUCUACUGCUAGUUUUAGUAGUGACGACCGGCUCUCGGAAGCUGGAGAGACUGCCAGUGCUCUGAGCAGCAGCAGUCCUCUUGAAUCGGACGAACCGCUUGACGUCGUGAUACCUGCUGUGAAGAUGACGGCGAGGGCGUAUCAGUUGGAGAUGUUGGAGGAGAGUCUGAAGCAGAAUGUUAUUGUUGCGAUGGACACGGGAAGUGGGAAGACACAGGUUGCAAUUCUUCGCAUUCAGAAGGAACUCGAGAACAGCGACAAGAUCGCCUGGUUUCUGGCCCCGACGGUAGCCCUGGCUGAGCAGCAGUACGAAGCCAUCCGGGCGCAGAUUCCCGGCGUGCAGUCCAAACUCAUCCGCGGGUGCGACAAUGUGGACGCCUGGUCGACCAAGCCGGGCGUGUGGGACGCCGUCUUGUUCAACACACGCAUCGUGGUGUCGACGUACCAGAUCCUGUCCGAUGCUGUGGCGCAUGCCUUUGUCCCGCUGGCGUCUAUUGGGCUUAUUGUUAUCGACGAAGCACACAAUCCGGUUAGGAAAAACCCGGUCGCGAGACUCAUGCGCGAGCACUACGCCCCCAACAAGGCCAGGGGCCUUCCCGUUCCACACAUCUUGGGGCUCACGGCCAGCCCCCUCAUGACGUCGAACCUGGACGACCUCGAAGUGCUCGAGAACACGCUGAACGCCAUCUGCAAGACGCCGAGCAAACACAGGGACGAGCUACUGGCGCAAGUCAACCGGCCGGAGAUGAGAACCGUCUCUUACGGAGACGGGACAGACGCCGACGCCCCGGUACCGGACACGCCGACUAUGACGAAACUAAAACGCGCGUACCAGAGCCUGGACCUCCGGGAAGACCCCUACAUCCUCCACCUAAAAGCCAGCAAAUCACAGCGGGACCGGGACAAGCUGAAGAAGGCGAUCAUGACCAAGAAGACGUACUCUCGACUGCAGAUGGAGUCAUUCUGCAACCGGGCCAAGGAGAUGUGCAAGGUGUUUGGGCCGUGGGCGGCUGACUACUACAUCCACCGUGUCAUCGUCAGCUUUCUCCAGGACCCCAUCGCGCCCAGCCAGCCCAACGACAGCCUGGCCGAGCAGGAACGCAAGUACCUGGCCGCCGCGUUCGCGCAGGUGGAGGCUGAACCACCCUCUGGGCCGCCGACCGAUCUGUCCGCCCGCGUCGACGCCUUGAUCGGUACUCUCGAAGCACACCCGGGCAACCCGAUCGGGAUUGUGUUUGUCAAGGAGCGAGCGGCCGUUGCGGUGCUAUCCCACAUCCUCGCUGUCCACCCCCGCACAGCCGGGCGGUACCGCGUGGGCUCGAUGGUGGGCACGUCCAAAGUGCCGAACAAGCGGGACGACUUCCUCGAUCUCAGCCAAAAGGACUACUUGCUCUCUCUGCAGGCGUUCCGCAAGGGCACGAUCAACUUAGUCGUGGCCACCAGCGUGCUGGAGGAGGGCAUCGACGUGCCGGCGUGCAACUUGGUGAUCUGCUUCGACGAGCUGAGCAACCUCAAGUCGUUCAUCCAGCGCCGGGGGCGGGCGCGCAUGGCGGCUUCACAGCUGUAUCUGCUCGUGCAGAACGAGUCAGAUGCGGCAACCCGCGAUUGGCAGAAUCUGGAGAGGGAGAUGAAGAAGAAAUACGAGGACGACAUGCGGGAGAACCAGCGGCUUGAAGCGAUCGAAGACAACCGCGGUGGUGGUGACGGCGAAAGCGGGUCCGUCGAGGACUACCCAGUGCUGCGCAACGACGAAACAGGAGCCCAGAUCACGCUGCUCGACGCCCGACAGCACCUGGAGCACUUCUGCGCCAUCCUCUCGACGCGCAAGUUUGUAGACUGGAGCCCCUUCUUCAUCGUGCACGAUCUCGACGGCAACCCGGUCGAUGCCCACACUCCCGGGCUACGGAAAGCCACGGUGCACCUGCCUGUGUCUCUGGCACCGGAGCUGAGGACGUUUAGGAGCCUGUUUGCGUGGUCGUCUGAGGCUAAUGCUAUCAAGGAUGCUGCGUUUCAGGCCUACAAGGGGAUGUAUGAGGUUGGACUGGUCGGGAAGCAUAUGCUGCCGAUUCGUGAGACGGAUCUGUUGAAGGAGGUCGAGCCGCGGGCUGGGCUGGCGGCGGUGAGGGAGCAGAUGAAUCCGUGGCCGGCGGUGGCACAAGGAUGGAAACGGGACAAUACCCUCAUCUCGAGGGCGAAAGUCACGAUAUCAAAGAACGACGGCACGGCUAGUGCGGACAUGGAGAUCUCGCUGCCCGUCCCGAUCCCGGACAUGGACCCGUUCGAUAUCUUUUGGGGGGAUCCUGUGGGCUGGCGAGUGAGCAUGCAACGCGGCAGCGGUAUCAGCAGCAGCAGCGGAACAGACAUGGUCAGAGAAGACAGCCAGCCAGAUCACUCAUCAGCACUGCUCGCAUCCGCCUUUGGACACCGGUGGAAGAUAGACGAUACCAAAACCUACCCCGUCCGGUUCACAUCCCCCGACCGAGACCUACGCGCUAUCUCAGACGACCCGCCCCUCACACCCGAAGCGAUAGCCACGAUGGGACAAUCAACCCAUCUAGUCCGCGACAAACUUAACCAAAAACACCCCUACUUCUACCUCUCCUGGCUCAACACCAAACCCUCCCCCGACCUCGUCCAAAAGGGAUCCCGCGAUUUGGAGGGCGCCCCCUCCGACGUCCCCUACGCCGUAGUCAAAGCCUGGCCUCGGCCCACCGGUUCCUUCCGCCCCCCUACCGCCAACACCAUCGCCCUCGAAGCCCAAGCCGCCGCCGACUCCGCAGCCGAUCCGACCACUGGCGUCGCGCGGCCCUACCCGCGCGUGUUACCGGCCGAGAACCUGUAUGUGGAUAGUACUCCCGCGGUGUAUGCGUAUGUGGGGAUGAUGGCGCCUGCUAUUACGCAUGCGCUGGAGUGGUACUUCGUGGCGAAGGAUUUGUUGGAGUCGCGGUUGGAGGGGACGGGCAUUGGGGAUGUCGGGAUGGUGGUGACUGCUAUUUCGACUAGUGGGACGAGGGGGCCGAGGGAUUAUGAACGCGUGGAGUUUUUGGGGGAUUCGAUUUUGAAGUUGUGUACCACGGUGAAUUGCUCAGCGAACUACCUCAUGUACCCCGAAGGCUUCCUCUCCCCCCUCAAAGACAAAAUCGUCUCCAACGCCCGGCUAUUCCGCGCGGCCGUCGACUUCGGCCUAGACCGAUACAUCCUCCAUAAAGCCUUCACCCUCCACAGAUGGCGACCGACCUACAUCGAAGACCUCCUCGCCAGUCCACCUUCGGCCACAGGCGUCCGACAAAUGUCCACCAAGACCCUCGCCGACGUCGUCGAGGCCCUCAUUGGCACGGCCUUUUUGAGUGGUGGCAUGUCUAAUGCUUUGGCCUGCACCUCACUCUUCUUGCCUGACAUUGAGUGGAACAGCCUCGAGCACGGCCGGGAGGUGCUGUAUAACGAGGCGCCGCAUGAUGAGGAACUGCCUGUGACGAUGCGUCGCGUUGAGGAACUGAUCGGGUACACUUUCACCAAGAAAUCCCUGCUGGUAGAGGCCAUGACCCACCCGUCGUGUAACGGCCCCGGUAUCCGCGCGUCGCUAGACCGGCUGGAAUUCUUGGGUGAUGCUAUUCUGGAUUAUGUCAUUGUCAACAAGCUGUUCUCGUUGUCCGACCCGAAGCCGCUGGAGAACUCGGAGCUGCACUUGUUCCGGACAGCCUUAGUCAAUGCCGAUAUCCUGGGGUUUAUGGUGUUGGAAUGGUGUCUCCCAGCCGAUGGCCCCCCUUCUUCCACUGCAACCACCACCAACAAUGGACAAAAAACACCAGACGUCAACACCAACUUCCUCCCCGCCCACCUCCACCCUACCACAACCCCCAUCCCCCUCUGGACCUUCCUCCGCCACGCCUCCCCCGACCUCGGCGCAAUGCAACAAGCCACCAUCCUCCGGCACGCCUCCCUCCGCGGCCCCAUCCUCCACGCCCUGCACCACGGGCCCAACUACCCCUGGGCAUUGUUCGCUCACCUCCAACUCAACAAAUUCUACUCGGACAUCUUUGAGUCGGUGCUAGGCGCGGUGUGGGUGGAUUCCGGGUCGUUGGAGGCGUGUGAGCAGGUAGUGGAGAAGAGUGGGCUGGGCGGGUUGUUGAGACGGUUGGUUGCGGGCGGGGUUUGGUGUUUACAUCCGAAGGAGGAGUUGGGGAUUUUGGCUGCUCGACUAGCUAGUAAUGCUGCUGGAGAACGGGAGGAAGAAGGGGUGGUGGGAGAGACGGAACGGUUGUUUAAAUGUGAGGUUGUUGUUGGAGGGGAGGUGGUUGGGCGGGCGACGGGGGCUGUGACGAAGGAGGAGGCUAGGACGAGGGCGGCUGAGAAGGCUUGUGCGGUUUUGAAGGGGAGGGCGAGUAAGAGUUGA